AUGAGUAAGGCCGCACCGUCUGCACCUGCACGAAGGACUACGCGGAGGUUGGGUCGAAGGGCGUUGGCCACUCCCGCCGCAACGUCAAAAUUGCCACGUUCGCCUCUCUCCGCCAAACAGAAGAAAAAGGCGGAGCCUACGGAGCUCCUGGUGGCGUCGGACGCGGCCCCGGCUCCGGCGCCGGAGGUCGAUGCGGAUCCGAUAGAGCGACCACCACAGCAGCACCUGGAGCAACCGGCAGAUGUGGCGGACAUGGCUGAGGUUCCUCUGCAACUCCAGCGCACGCUGCCACCGGAGGACAGUGAUGACUGCAGCGACGAUGGUAUGGAUGCCGACUCACUCUCAGCAGACCUUGCCGGCGAUGCAGGCAAUAUCAAUCAAAACCGUGGCGCCGCGUCGCGUGUGGUGAUGCCGGUGACGUCGCUGGCCGGGAAGCGGCACACAAGGGUUGUCAUGGGACCGGGGGCCACCAGCGGCGCCAGCAACGGCAGCGGUCACCAUCACGGCGACUACACCUUACGCUACCGGACGGAUCUUGAUAAGCAGGUGAUUCACUUCAUGUUCGAGCGCUACCAACAGGAGCAGGCACAUCCAACGAUCUCGGCAGCAUUCUCGUCACCACCGUCGAUCCCCAACGCCGGAGCCGCUGAAGGGGUGAGUGGGCGGAUGGACGAGUCACCUCGCAUGAACAGGAGCUCCAGUGCAGUGGCGCAUGAAGCCGCUGCCGCCUCUUCCCACGUGCGUGCGCGGCGCAUUAAUGUUGAGGAGAUCUGCGUUUCUGCUCAUGGUGAUGGCGAUGAGAAGAACAUUGGUCUCGGCGACUGGCACUUCUUCUGGAUGCACGUUAGACGCGUCCGCCACACGAUCUGCUCCAGCGCCUUUAGGUGGCAGGACCAGCAGAUUAUCAACCACUUUCCCGAUCACGCGGAGCUGACCCGCAAGGACCUCAUGUACAAGAACAUCAAACGCUACUUGCGAGAGAACCAAGGGGACAACUACGCUCGUCUGACACUGCACACCGCCACGGAUUGGACCUCGGCGUCGGCCAACGCCACCGACGUCGAGGGGGCUGCAGACUCCUCCACGCUCGCGUCUGCGGGCGGUGAGCGCGGGAGGCCGCUCCGCAUGAAGUCGUUUUGCUUUGCCGAUAGCAUCCCUCUCACUUACAAUAUCCCGAAUGACAUGAGUAUGUUCAAGGAGAAGUUUCAGAGACGGCGCGACACGCAGUGGAUUGUGAAGCCGACAUCGCGGUCGCAGGGCAAAGGCAUUUUUCUCAUCAACGACGUACGCUCCCUGCAGCGCUGGAUGGGGGAGAAAAAGGAGGUGGAGAGCAUCAGCUCUUUCCUGGCCACUGGCUCUUCUAACCGGGGUCCUGGCGCGUGGUCGUCGGUUCAGCAGCAGCAGCGCCCUGCAUUUCUGAGCAGCAUGGAGUCGGCUACGGCGAACAGUGGCGGUGGCGGCUCCCCGGGCAGCCCGACCUCUCCUGGCUUCACCACCAGCACAGCAACCUUUCAAGCCCCAACUGGCCCUGGCAGCAGUGGCGGUGCGCUGCUUGGCUCGUACAUUGUCAGCCGCUACAUCUCCAACCCGCUGUUGAUCGGUGGCAAGAAGUUCGACCUGCGCCUGUACGUCCUCGUCACGUCCUACAAGCCUCUGGUGGCGUACCUACACGAGGACGGCUUCGCCAGGUUCUGUGCAACGCGAUACGCCGGCAGCAGCCUGGCCCAGGAGGACCUUGGCUCCCACCUAACAAACGUCGCCUUGCAGAAAGGCGACGAGCAUUACAACACCUCGCAUGGCGGCAAGUGGUCUAUCCAAAACUUGUUCCUCUAUCUUCAGAAGGCCUACGGGCCGUACGCGGCGGAGGGUAUGAUGAAAAACAUUCAAUUUCUUAUCUACCACUCACUCAAGGCGGUGGAACCGGUGAUGUUCAACGACAAGCACUCCUACGAGCUCUACGGCUACGACAUCCUCAUCGACGACAACAUCGAUCCCCAUCUGAUCGAGGUAAACGCCUCGCCGUCCAUGUCGACGACGACGGUGUCGGACCGGCUGCUCAAGGAGCAGGUGCUGACGGAUACUAUGAAGAUCGUCUUUCCGCCUGGAUACCCGACGAGCAAUAAGGGGAUGCCAUACUGGGAGUACCGUCUUCGCACCGACCUCACGACGCAGCAGCAGACAGGCUUCAAGUUGCUGCAAUUUUAG
Molecule: messenger RNA, 2205 nt
Organism: Leishmania braziliensis MHOM/BR/75/M2904
Lineage: Eukaryota; Euglenozoa; Kinetoplastea; Trypanosomatida; Trypanosomatidae
Product: putative tubulin tyrosine ligase
Exons: 1
Coding region: 1-2205 (734 amino acids)
Biological process (GO): microtubule cytoskeleton organization; protein polyglutamylation
Cellular component (GO): cilium
Molecular function (GO): ATP binding; tubulin binding; tubulin-glutamic acid ligase activity
Source: RefSeq, a predicted model, not a curated record